AUGGUCUCCUUCACCAAGCUUUUCACCGCCGGCCUGGUCGCCACUUCGGCCAUCGCUGCCCCUCUGCAGGCCAAGCGCACCAUCUCUAACAAGCGCGGUGCCGCCUACAACGACGUCACCACCGUGUCUGCUUUGACCAGUGGCGGUAGCAUCUCAUGGGCCUACAACUGGGCCGGUUCCGUCUUUGGUCUGCUCCCCGCAAAUGUCGAGUUCGUCCCCAUGCUGUGGGGCCCCAAGAUGUUCGGCGCCUGGGCUACCGCUAUCGAGACCGCUAUCGCCAGCGGCAGCAGCUACAUUCUGGGAUUCAACGAGCCCGACAUGGCUUCGCAGGCUAACAUGAGCCCCGCCGAUGCUGCCCAAUACUACAUGACCUACAUUACCCCGUGGUCCGGCCAUGCCAAGCUGAUCUCGCCCGCUGUCACCUCCUCCACUGAGGCUGGACUUGGCCUUGAGUGGUUCGAGUCUUUCAUCGGUAGCUGCAGCGGCUGUGGUAUCUCCGGUCUGGCUGUUCACUGGUACGGUGAUGAUGCCGACAACUUCAAGGCCUUCGUCACCAAGGCCGUCGACACUGCUUCCAGACACGGCCUGUCUGAGGUUUGGAUCACUGAGUUUGCUCUCAACGCUGAUGUCAACGGCUCUAUUAACCCGGCUAAUACCGCUGCUUUCCUCAACGACGUUGUCCCUUGGCUGGAUCAGCAGGCUGGUGUCACUCGCUACUCUUACUUCAUGUGUGCUGAAAACUACUUGCUCACUGGCAACGCUCUCAACCAGGCUGGCCAAGCUUACGUCUCUGCGUAA
Penicillium vulpinum is the source of this 798-nucleotide messenger RNA. Its product is annotated as glycoside hydrolase family 128 protein. Gene Ontology annotation, biological process: fungal-type cell wall polysaccharide metabolic process. The record is from RefSeq and is a predicted model, not a curated record. The transcript has a single exon. The coding region runs from base 1 to 798 and encodes 265 amino acids. NCBI's taxonomy places the organism in Eukaryota, Fungi, Ascomycota, Eurotiomycetes, Eurotiales, Aspergillaceae. Gene Ontology annotation, cellular component: fungal-type cell wall.